Messenger RNA from Perkinsus marinus ATCC 50983, 267 nucleotides. RefSeq lists its product as hypothetical. The coding region runs from base 1 to 267 and encodes 88 amino acids. The record is from RefSeq and is a predicted model, not a curated record. The transcript is spliced from 3 exons. NCBI's taxonomy places the organism in Eukaryota, Perkinsozoa, Perkinsida, Perkinsidae.
AUGUCGGUACAGCAGUUGCCCUGGUCUGAUCUCGUCGAGGGCGUCCUAGCUCUAUACUUUACUCCGAGUCGUUUGCGAAGCAAGGCGUAUGUGCACUACCUUGUGGACCAGGCGGUGGAGAUGUUGGCGAGGAGUGAUAUCGACGAGCCGGUGAGGUCAGUCGCGGAUCUCCUUAGUGAAGACGAGUCACUCGGGAACUGCUUCCUACGUCGUGUUAACCCCAUGAAGGUGCUUUCCUGGAGGGAUCUUCCUGGGCUCCUCGUAUGA